GCCGUUUGGCUAGCGUAAUGCUACACAACAUGAGGCUUUCCUCCUGAUGAAGAGCAGACAUAAUAGCCUGUCUGUGGGAAGGAGAAGAAUAUAGUUAUCCUUAGCACAGCGAGCUGGGCUCAGCUUCUAGCUUUUAGGGGUUUUAUUUUAUUUUUAUUUACAUUUUUUUUUUACAAACAUUUCUGACAGUUUUUUUUAAGGUGUUAUUUUUCUUCUUCGGCUGAUGUGACUGAAUCCAGCGGUGCUCCAGUACAAGAAGAUGCACAGAUAAAAGUGUUCGCCUGACAACAUCAAGGUGCCUGAGACUUUCCUGGAUAAGUCUGUCUGAGUCUGACUGACCUGAUCCCACAAGAAGAGGACAUCUCUACUGAGCCAUCAGCAGACCCUCAACACUACACUGAUGAAUGUUUGUCGGCAGCUACCACUACGCCAUCACUCGGAUCACUUAUCAGUUGGAAGUUUUAAGCAAACGUUGGACUAAUAGGUUGUUGCUUGACGAACUGGACUGGCUUUUCACAUCGGGAUAUCACACGGGUGCAGCAACAACUUGACUCUGGGAUAGUGUCUAACUCAACAUAUGAUCACAUGCCCAUAUCAGCAAAGAUUUAUCUGCAAUCGAGGCCUUAUGUCUUAGAUUACACUGAACUUAUUUGCUGUAUCUACAGUUAUGUCUGUCAGAGAAUAGGUUCCUGGAUCGUCUCACUCAGGGAUUGAGGCUGAUUAAAACAUUUCAGUACUUUUGUCAUGCAGGGAAUCUGGGUCCGCACCAGAAACAAGCUGGCAUCUCAGACUUCAGGUGUAGCUGACUGUGUAGCCUCCCUGCCCUCAUCGAUGACCCCAUGACCCCUGCAGAAGCCAGAUAGUCCGGUAUCAGCUAACCACAUGUCCUUAUCAGAAAUUUAAUAGCAGCCGUCAGGAUGAGCGCAUGUCCGUAGCCACGCAACGCCAGCAUUGUCGAGGCUGGCGGACAUCUUCCUCGGCCAUGACCCGGCUGAUGUUGGGCCGGACUCUGGAGCGCAUCUGUAAAGGCGUCCUGCUGCUCUGCCUGCUCCACUUCCUCAUCAUGAUGAUCCUGUACUUCGACGUUUACACACAGCGCUUCGACCUCUUCAGCCGCUUCAACAACGGCCGCAACGGAUCCAGGAAUAACGCCAGCGGAGCAGCAGGGAACGGACACCAUUAUUACUAUUACAACCUUUCCAGGCCCAACGCGACGCUAGCCAGCUACCUGGCCACAGGGGAGCAGCUGGUGCCGAGUGCGCAGCCUGAGACCAAUCAGACACCUUCUCCAAAACCGCUGCCGCCGUGCCCCGAGAACCCGCCCGGCCUCGUCGGGCGUUUGUUGAUCGAGUUCAGCUCCCAGAUGACGAUGGAACGAGUGCAGAAAGAAAACCCCAACGUGACGGAAGGAGGCCGCUACACGCCUCCUGACUGUCGGCCACGAUGGAAGGUGGCCAUCAUCAUCCCAUUCCGUCACAGAGAAAACCACCUAAAAUACUGGCUCCACUACCUCCACCCUAUCCUCAGAAGGCAGAAGAUUGACUACGGCAUCUACAUCAUCAACCAGUUGGGUGAGGACACCUUCAACCGUGCCAAGCUGUUGAACGUUGGCUACACGGAGGCUUUGAAGGACGCAGAGUACGACUGCUUCAUCUUUAGCGACGUGGACCUGAUCCCGAUGGAUGACCGCAACCUUUACCACUGCUACGACCAGCCAAGGCACUUCGCCAUCGCCAUGGAUAAGUUUGGCUUCAGGCUGCCCUAUGCUGGCUACUUUGGAGGAGUGUCAGGCCUCAGUAAAAAACAGUUUCUGAAGAUCAAUGGCUUCCCCAACGAGUACUGGGGCUGGGGAGGGGAGGACGACGACAUCUACAACAGGAUCACUCUGAACGGGAUGAAGGUGUCCAGGCCAGACGUUCGCAUCGGCCGCUACAGAAUGAUUAAACACGAGAGAGACAAACACAACGAGCCCAACCCACAGAGAUUUAAUAAAAUCCAGAACACGAAGAACACUAUGAAGAAGGACGGCAUCAGCUCUCUGACCUACAAAGUGCUUCAGGUCAAGAGGUACCCUCUGUACACAAAUAUCUCUGUGGAGAUUGGCAAACCACCGCCCCGGCCUAUUAAGGGCUAGAGACAGACGGAGAGGAAGACGAGGGGGUCGACGCACACUGACUGGAGGGAAAAAUAUGGGAAGAAGAGAGCUUAUGAGAGGGAAAUAAAGAGAUCACAAAUCUAAGACAUCUGGAAGGAUGAUGGAAUGAAAGAGAGGAAAAAGUUACAAGCACAUUAUGGUCUCUUUCUCCCUCUCGACCCCUCUCUCUGUUUUGAUUUUUUUUUUUUUUUUUUUUUUUUUUUGGAUUUCAGCUUGCCAUUUCUGGAUCCAGGACUCAGGCUCUUUGCAACUUUUUCAAGCAGCCAGUGGCUUCACGCCUCCUACCUUUACCAAUCAGUGACUUCAGAAUUUUAAGAGUGGGGACCAAAGCUCGGAUAUCAGUAGCCGACCAAAGGUUGGUGUCAGACUUGGAGGCUGAAACUUGGAAUCUUUCCAUUAACAAUCUUUUGUAAACUGGAGGACAUCCAGUGGCAUAUCGAUGGAGAAUAUUGACAGGAGCUAUUGUCAGGGGAUUAGAGAUCAGACAAUGACAUCAUUUGAAACUUUGGAAAGUUUUCAUGGCCUGUUUUGAAACACUGGACAGUAUCAAGGGGGAUUUCUUGGAAUAUCUGACCAAGUUCAUAUAAGCAGAAUGAAAUGGGCUUUUUACAUGGAUACAAAGAUGGAUACAAGACGUGGUACCUGCUGGUUUGGGAAUGACUUAAGAGCGGACAACAAACCUUAAAAACGCCAUCAAACAUUUUACUUUCCGAGCAGUGAUGAUCAAGAGAAUGGGGAUUUCUAUUAGAGGCAAACUGUAACUAAAUAUGACAGGCAGUGAUGCUUCACUGAACUGUAUCUGAUGGACUGCAUAUCGAAGAAAACGUCUGACUCUUAUCUUGACAAAUGAUGCUAAUGGACGAUUUGAUAUUGACGUCUUUGUCAGGGAGUUUGGAUCUAAUUACUCAAUCAAAUCCUCCUCCGGUAUCAAUUAAUGAAUGUGUAUUGUGCCUGCAUUUACAGUGCUGGGACACGCUGAUAAAACAUGUUCAUCAGCAGCAACAAACUCCAGAGAACUCUCUUUUUGUUCACUUUUAUACAUAUAUAUAUGUAUAUAUACAUAUAUAUAUGUAUAUGUAUGUACUUUGGAAACCUGGCUUAUUGGAGUAACGGAAAAGUUUUGCAACAAAAGUAAACAUAUUGAAGACGUGAAGAGUUUUCUCCUGUUCUGGAUGCAGUGUUGUGGAACUACCUUGGGAAUGCAUUUGAAAUCAAAUCAAGGAACUGAAGACAGCAAGGCAGAUAGAUACACUGACAGCUCAGUUGUGAUUUUAACCCCAUGUGGCACAUAUUGGAGAUUAGGUUUCUGGAAGCUUUGUUUCUAUCACUCCCCUUAAAGACAGAUUAAAGGUUUAUUUUGGUAAUCUGGACAUUAAAUGUACAUAUUUGUCUCUACGAGAUCUAAAUGGCUUGAGGUACAUUCAUAUUCCUGAAGGUGCUGGUUUGAUUCAGUAAAAAUAUGCAUUUUCAAUUAGAAAAUUGGACAUUUACCACAUUUUCUGAACAUAUAUGGGACACAAAGGGGUUAAACUGAGCUGUAAGAAUAGAAUUAUGGCUCAUGCUUUACAGGAAAAAGUGUUGUGGAUACAUAAGCUUCAAACAUUUACACUGAAUCCACAGACAAGCCGAGCUGAAAAGUACUUUUGGAGGUCAAUUUUUAGCCUACAAUGUAACCUGGACGUCAAAGUUUUUUUAAGUAUCACAGUUCAUUAAAACUCUAUUGCUACUGUUAUUACGCCAUUUUCUCUCUCUGCUAUCUUUUUCUUUAAAUCUUUAAGAAAAAGAUGAUUAUAUCCGGAAAGAGGAAAUUAGAAGGUGAUAGUCUUCUGUCUGUGGAAAUUGUGAAUUUUAAGGCAGUAAUGAGAAGUUAUCCUUUGAGCAGUUUGACUGACAUCUCUAUGGCUGCUUUAGAUUUUAUCAUCAUCAGCUGUCACUUUUCUAUUUAUGUCUAUUUUAUCACACUUUCCAAUUUCAUAAAUUAAUCAAGCAUUGUGAGGUUUGUUUUUUAUUGAAGCUGUUGUUUUUAUUUGAGUUUCAUAACUUUCCCUGUGUGAAAAAUGAACAACUUAAUCUGCGUACAGAAGCCUUUGACUGUUUUAUGCUUUGAUACAUCAGUCUUUGUCCUUUGUUUUAUUUUUCCUUGUCUCUACUGUUGAUGCUGUUACUGUUGACGCCUAAACACCAAACCGAUGCCUUCAGAAGUUAUCGUUACUAAAGGGGCAAGGAAGCUUAUUUUUGAUUUAAAGGUCAUAUUGGGGUGUAAAAUCUGUUGAUGAAGAUGUGUGCUCGUAAUGGGUAAUACAGAAACUAACCCAUGUUUGCUUCAGUUUAAAAAACACACAUCAAAGGUUCAGUGUGUAGGAUGUAGUGGCAUAUAUUUUGUUUUUCCAACGCAUUCUCAUUCCAACCUUUACAUGUCCACAUACGACAUGUAAGGUACCCUGGGUGUGUUGGUUAUUGACGCUCUGGGACGCCGUGUCAAG
Messenger RNA from Epinephelus lanceolatus (giant grouper), 4638 nucleotides. It is a transcript of the gene b4galt2, whose product is annotated as UDP-Gal:betaGlcNAc beta 1,4- galactosyltransferase, polypeptide 2. Gene Ontology annotation, molecular function: galactosyltransferase activity. Gene Ontology annotation, biological process: carbohydrate metabolic process. NCBI's taxonomy places the organism in Eukaryota, Metazoa, Chordata, Actinopteri, Perciformes, Serranidae. The record is from RefSeq and is a predicted model, not a curated record. Gene Ontology annotation, cellular component: Golgi apparatus.